This is a messenger RNA of Purpureocillium takamizusanense, 366 nucleotides long. RefSeq lists its product as uncharacterized. Lineage: Eukaryota; Fungi; Ascomycota; Sordariomycetes; Hypocreales; Ophiocordycipitaceae. The record is from RefSeq and is a predicted model, not a curated record. Bases 1 to 366 code for a protein of 121 amino acids. The transcript has a single exon.
AUGGGUCGUCGCCUCGUCGUCCAUGAUGGCUUUACCGCCCCGACCAAGUCCGGGGCUGGUGCCGCCGGGGGCCACGGUCUGGAGCCGGGCCAAGACGAGGUUAUUAAUUGCUUGCGUGGUUGCAGUCUGGAGCCGACGAGAUCAGACGGACGACAGGUCGUCUCCCAGGUCCCCUGCGUAUCUUGGUAUCGUGGAUCAGCCAGCCAGUCAAUGAACAUGGCAGCCGCCGUCGUCACCGACAGCCUCGCCGGCUUCGUGGGCGGAAGGGAACGUUCCCUGCGCAGGACGCUCCCACAUACAUACAUACGGUGCGCGCGUGACGUGGUGGAUGAUACACAGGCACACCCAUCCGUUCUAUCUGACUAA